Olea europaea var. sylvestris is the source of this 1683-nucleotide messenger RNA. Its product is annotated as brassinosteroid LRR receptor kinase BRI1-like. Gene Ontology annotation, molecular function: protein binding. The record is from RefSeq and is a predicted model, not a curated record. NCBI's taxonomy places the organism in Eukaryota, Viridiplantae, Streptophyta, Magnoliopsida, Lamiales, Oleaceae. Bases 1 to 1683 code for a protein of 560 amino acids. The transcript is spliced from 6 exons.
AUGUAUCACCUAAAUGUGACUACUGAAGAAAAGUGGAAUUUCCCUGGUUUGUGUGAACUUAAAAACCUCCAAGAGUUAGAUCUUAGUUGGAAUGAGUAUGAAGGAAUAUUUCCUUCAUGUGUUGCAAACAUGACAUCUCUUAGAUUGGUUGAACUCUCACACAAUACUUUCAUCAGAAGUAUUGCCUCCUCUCCACUUACGAAACUCACAUCGCUUGAAUAUAUCUCCAUUUCAAGUAACAACUUUCAAGUUCCAAUUUCUUUCAAGGCAUUCUUUAAUCAUUCCAACUUUAAUUUUUUAUUUUUGGAAAACAAUGAAAUAAUAAAUGACGAGUUGGGAAAUUUGGUUCCCAAUUUUCAACUAGAGGUUUUUAGUAUGCUAAAUUCAAGAGGUUGUCCAUCACUACCCAGCUUCCUUUACUAUCAAUCCAAUUUGAGAAUUCUUCAUCUCUCAAAUAAUAGCAUAGGAUGGAAUUUUCCAACUUGGUUGUUGGAAAACAACACAAGACUUAAGAGAUUAUACCUGAUGGAUAAUGCUUUUACAGGACCUCUCAAGUUGCCAACAAGCAUCAAUCCCAACAUGGAGAAUUUUGAUCUUGAGGGACCAAUCUCGGAGGAAAUUUGCAAUCUCGAUAAUCUUAGCCUCUUAGAUUUAUCUGAGAACAAGUUAUGUGGUUCAAUCCCAUAUUGCUUCAAUCCAUCAAGAAUACAUCAUGUCUACCUAAGCAAUAACCAAUUGGAGGGUGAGCUCACGUAUGCAUUUUAUAAUAGCUCUUCUUUGGUGUCAUUAGAUCUUAGAUAUAAUAAGUUCAUCGGAAAUAUCCCUCAAUCGAUUGGCAAUCUAUCACACCUAAGCAUUAUUCUUCUCAGCAAUAACCAUUUUGAAGGUACAAUUCCUCCCCAAUUUUGUGAGAUGGACCAACUAAGCAUGAUAGACCUUUCUUUUAAUUUUCUUUCUCGUCAAAUCCCACACUGCUUUGGUAACUUGACACUAGAGGUGACCGAGGAGAAGUCUGGAUGGGUUGAAGAAGUAUUCACUUCUUCACUUCAAACACUCUUGUCUUACAUGGAUGAGGUUGAAUUAGAAAUGGCUCGUCACGUUUUUUCACUCGAAACUGGAUUUUUCAGAUUAAAUGAUGUGCCAAUUACAGCGAAAUUCAUAACAAAGAGAAGUUCUUAUACUUACAAAGGUAGCAUCCUCAAUUACAUGUCAGGAAUUGAUUUGUCUUCUAAUAAAUUACAUGGUAAAAUUCCAGAUGGCCUUGGAAAUUUAAGUGGGAGGAUCCCCACUGAUCUGAUCAAGUUAAACGUUUUGGCAAUCUUUCGUGUGGCACAUAACAAUUUAGCAGGUAUGAUACCAGAGAAAGCCCAGUUUGGAACAUUUGAUGAAGGUAGAUAUCAAGGAAAUCCUUAUCUUUGUGGCCGUCCAUUACCUAACGACUGUACUAGCACCGGAUCAACACCAGUCUUGCCAACUGCUGAUGAUGAAAAUGAGGAGUGCAGUUUAAUGGACAUGGAGUUCUUCUACAUAAGCUUCAUCAUAUCUUAUUUAUCUGUAGUGUUUUGCAUUGCUACAGUUCUAUUCAUAAAUUCUCACUGGAGAAGAGCAUGUUUUCAUCUCAUUGAGGGAUCCUUUUUGGACUCUUCUUCUCCGGAUGCAAAUUUUCUUCAAAGCAUUGAGUAA